AUGACAACCGUUAUACCUUGUGGUCCCUGUAUGUACGAUGAAACCCAUCAGAAUGCUAGAAAAUGGUGCACCAGUUGUGAAGAGGGUUUAUGUGAAGAUUGUGAGAAAACUCAUAAGAAAACCAAAACCUCUAGGAACCAUAAACUCAUCUCUAUUGAAGAUUAUCGGAAGAUAGAACACGUCCAGAUCCCCUUCACUUGCAGCGAACAUGACAAGAAAUUCGAGUGGUUUUGUAAAUCUCAUGAUCAAGCUAUUUGCGUGGUAUGUUUACCAACUGCGCACAGAUCUUGUCCCGAUGUCAUACCAAUAGAUGUUGCUGCUACAAAUGCAAGACAAUCCACGGCUAUAUCUGACUUACAGGAGGCAAUCGAGAUCACAUUGCGUAAUAUAACUCUUUGCGUCAACAGCAGAAAUACUGCCACAAAUGAUAUAGAAAAGCAAGAGAAAGAUAUCAGGACAAUUAUCCUAAAAAUAAGAACAAAGAUAAAUGGUCAUUUAAACGAGCUGGAAGAAAAGCUAAUGCAAACUUUGGUAUCAGCAACAAAAACAUACAAAUCAAGUAGUAACAGCCUUCUUCAACAGUUAAAUAUACUUGAAGAUAAGCUUAUCUCACUGAAAGAUCAAAUAUUGCAGAUGAAAGAUUUUGCCUCCGAACUACAAGUUUUUCUUGGAACGCGUCAAAUUGACAAACUUGUAAUGAGUGAAAUAGAAUCCAUUAAAACUGCAACUGAUGCUUUAUACGAUUACAAAUUCAACCUGGUUUUAAAUAGUGAUAUUCAGAGAUUAUCAAAUGGGGUGGUCAAAGAGUUUGGGGAAAUUCACGUCACUGAACAUGUCUCUCAUUUAGAUAUUAAAGAUCUAAAAAUAGAGCAGGCACAAAUGCCGAAAAACGUACAACCCCUGUGUAAUGUCGCUGGCAUUGAACUUCAAUUGACAACAAAGGUUGAAAUCAAGAAAGAAAGAUUUUUCCGUUUUACAGGUUGUGCUAUAUUACCUAAUGGACAUCUGUUGUUUGCGAAUUACACAAAUGAACAAAACCUAUUAGAGUACAAUAAAGAAGGUAACUACAUCGGAAGUAUUCCAGUGUCUGCUGCUCCGUAUGAUAUAACAGUGCUAGAUUCGGAUCGCAUUGCAAUCACAUACGGAUAUAACAGAUUCUUCGAAAUAUUCAAUUAUCGCAAUAGUCGGAUUGAAAAGAAGAUAAAAACCGAGGCUGAAUGCUGGGGAUUGAGUCAGUCAAAUGGUAAAAUUUUUGUCAUAUGUUAUAAAGUAGAGGUUUUUGACAUUACUGGAAAGAAAGAAUGUACGUUGGAUGCAGAAACCGACGUAUAUAUUUCUGCCUCAAUACACAACUUCUUCUGUUCAAACCAUUCAAAUGGCACAGUAUGUUGUUAUGAUAUGAAUGGACAAGUAGUAUGGAAGUUUCACGAUGAUUCCUUGGUCAAUCCAUUUUGCGUAGCAAAUGAUCGUAGUGGCAACGUUUUCGUUGUUGGUCGUAAGUCUAGAAAACUGAUACUUAUACAACAUGACGGGAAAUCAUAUAAAAACUUGCUUAAUUUGGAAGAAUAUUCUGCUCCAAGUGCUGUAUGUUACAAUAACGAUAAACAAACUCUACUUAUCUGUAAUGAAAACGGUGGUGCUUGUGCCUUGUAUAAAGUAUUGUACAAGUAA
Messenger RNA from Mytilus trossulus (common blue mussel), 1671 nucleotides. RefSeq lists its product as uncharacterized. The transcript has a single exon. Gene Ontology annotation, molecular function: zinc ion binding. The record is from RefSeq and is a predicted model, not a curated record. Bases 1 to 1671 code for a protein of 556 amino acids. Lineage: Eukaryota; Metazoa; Mollusca; Bivalvia; Mytilida; Mytilidae.